Molecule: messenger RNA, 748 nt
Organism: Sitophilus oryzae (rice weevil)
Lineage: Eukaryota; Metazoa; Arthropoda; Insecta; Coleoptera; Curculionidae
Exons: 2
Coding region: 208-609 (133 amino acids)
Biological process (GO): sensory perception of smell
Molecular function (GO): odorant binding
Source: RefSeq, a predicted model, not a curated record
UCGGUGUAUUUAUUGAGAGGGACGGUUAGAUCUUGUUAUAAAUUGGUGUCAUAGGACUAAUUCAAUCAUUACUUUAAUUUGUUUACGUCCCUCACAGAUGCAGAAUAAAGCAAUCAUUUAAUUAAGGUGAAUGUAUAUAUACAAAAGAAGAAUCUGCGAACCGCACAGUGAAUUUUUGUGGUAACCCGUCCUAACUUUGAAGUCAACAUGAAAGUAUUUGUAGCUAUUGCUUUGAUGGUAGCUCUUGUCCAGGUCAAUGGCCAGACUGAUAAACAAAAGGAACUCUUAGCCCAACACUACAAACAAUGCGUAGAGCAAAGUAAAGUCGACCAGAAUGUUCUUCAGCAAGCACGAGCUGGCAACUUCGCCAACGAUGCUCAACUGAAAGAUCACAUUCUCUGCAUCACCAAGAAAAUAGGAUUCCAAAAUGAAACUGGUCAACUGCAGAAAAGCGUGAUUGAGAAGAAGCUCAAAGAAGCCCUUAAAGGAAACGCAGAACAAGCGAAGAAGCUCAUCGACGAAUGCGUCUUAGCCGAUAAAGAUCCCAAAGUUCAGGCGUUCAAUGCUUUCAAAUGCAUUCACCAGAAGGCCAAAAUAAAUUUAUUGUAAAAAGUGUUCUCGUUUUGUUGCAAGCAGUUUUCAGUUGCCGGAGAAAUAUUUUAAUGGAGAUUUUGUAUUGCUAACUUAAUUUUGUAACAAAACAGUGAAGACAGUCCUUAUUAGCAGAAAAUAAAUAUUUAAUAAACAA